Molecule: messenger RNA, 597 nt
Organism: Linnemannia hyalina
Lineage: Eukaryota; Fungi; Mortierellomycota; Mortierellomycetes; Mortierellales; Mortierellaceae
Source: the annotation of a GenBank genome assembly
AUGGAGUUCCCAAAGAUCAACGUCUCCUCCAAGGCAGACAUCCAAUACAUCACACAGAUCUGGCGCAAGGCUCUCUUUGAAAAGCUGGAACAGAAGCAUGGCGCCGACAAGGCUGACCCACGGGUCAUGCAGGAAGUCAACUCCCUUCUCGAUCAGUGGCUCGAGAACAUGGUCAAAAUGGCAAGUGCCGGUGUUGACAUCAACGGAAUCCCCUACGACGACGCCAUCCUGAACGAAGACGUGGAGCCCCUGGACGAGUCAUUGGGACGCCGCCUGCAGCAUCAACAACUGUUGGUCGAGGAUUUGACAUUGCAAGUCGCAGAGCGGAGGAAACGUGUGCCGGAGCAGGUCAAGAUGCUACUCGAUGAUGCUAUUCGUCGACAGUCGGCCAUCGCUGACAGAGUUGACUUUGAACCUGAAGAGGAUGAGGAUUUGGAGGACAAGGCCGUCAACCAAGCUGUGUUGGAGCGCCAGGAUCUUGUUGCUCAGGAGUAUGCGUCCAGCAUGGCUCUUCUGAGUGGACUGCGAAAGACCGUAUCAUCAAACAUUACGCGAGUAGAGAGCGCACAGGCAGUCGUCGACGAGCUCUUGCCUUGA